Molecule: messenger RNA, 930 nt
Organism: Pararge aegeria (speckled wood butterfly)
Lineage: Eukaryota; Metazoa; Arthropoda; Insecta; Lepidoptera; Nymphalidae
Exons: 5
Coding region: 1-930 (309 amino acids)
Source: RefSeq, a predicted model, not a curated record
AUGGUCGUGGAUACCAAAGAAUUUGAAAGUUUCGAGCAACAAUUUAUUGAACUAGUUAGCGAAUUUCAGUCACUCUCAAUAUCUGAAAGUCAAUUGCGAGAAGCACUUCGCACCGAGGCCGCUCGUGCUGAAGCCGCAGAAGCUGUUCGUGAUGCAACCGAGAGAGCAAGCGUCGAUGCAAGAGCCGGCGCCCUAGCUGCAUCAGCCGGUGCUACUCAAGCAGCUAAAACACUCGCUGCCGUCCAAGAUGAACUGACCACGGUGAAAAUGCAACUAGAAUUUGCUGAUCGUCAACGCAUUAUCGUUGAAGAGAGAUAUACUGAGACGAUAAAUAAGACUAUAACGUUAGAGAGAGAGCUACAGACAUUACGACCACUUCAAACUGCACAUUUGAUGUUGCAACGACAAUUCACGGAAUUGCAAGAGCGCAUUAACAACGCGACUGAAGAAGUACGAAGCGAGGCAUCUCGACUUGAGAACGAGUUACGGAGAGUGGAGAGAUGCGCAAGCGCAGGAUCCGAGCUGCGGGAACGAGCACGUUUAGCUGCUGCAGCGCACGCGCGGGAAAGACGUAUCGCAAAUGCUGAAUUUCAACACACUGCUCGGGAACUAAAAAUUGCAAAUGCUGAAAUAACGCGCCAAGGAAUUCUGAUCGCUGAGUUGGAGUGCCGUUUAUCCAAGUUUGUCGAAGACCCAAAAAGAAAGAUAGUUGAUCCUGAAUUUGAAGCGCUCAUUGAAGUAAAGGCAGCAUUGGAAGCUGAAAGGGCUGGAACCGCGCGUCUGGAAAAAGCAUUAGCCGCUGCUUUAGCCGACAACGCCAAUUUAGCUGCCCAAUUACACUCAAAUGAUAAUAAUGAAUUGAAGGGUCCAUCACCAGAAUACAGCACUUCCACUAACAUUUGUCCUAUUGACUCGUUCCUUGCUGAAUAA